Messenger RNA from Diaporthe batatas, 1214 nucleotides. RefSeq lists its product as uncharacterized. The transcript has 4 exons. NCBI's taxonomy places the organism in Eukaryota, Fungi, Ascomycota, Sordariomycetes, Diaporthales, Diaporthaceae. The record is from RefSeq and is a predicted model, not a curated record. Bases 150 to 848 code for a protein of 232 amino acids.
CUGACCUCCACGCCUCUUCUCCCUCCCGUCACGAUUCGUACAACGUCUGUACCGCCAAAAACAAAAUACAUUCAGCGUCUCCGCUGAUUUCUCGAGCCUGUCAGCGCCUCCUCGCACCAUUCACAAAUCGAUCGCCCGCAAGCCCCAGCAUGAAGACCGUCGCACUCGUGCUUGCCAUGUUGUUUUCCACCGUGGUUUCCACCGUGGCCGGUGAAAUAUCCCAGUCCGCGGUCGGAGAGCCUGCUGGGAUCGGAGGAAACAUUGUAGGAUCAACCAUCACCAUUCCAACUGCGAGUCCUGUCCCGUACAACGAGUCCUGUGCCGUGGGCACCUACGUGCUCAAUGGAAGCAGCAUUGGCAUCUACUGCAACACCAACGACUACUCCGAUUGGUACUACGACUGGACCUCGAUCGACCUGGACGCCUGCGUCGGCAACAAUGCUGGGUCCUUGGUUCCAUACCCCUUUGGGAACUUUUCGAGCAGUUGUGACGGCUGCAAUGUCACCUGGAGCCACGUCGACGAAACCCCAUACAGCACGACCUACGUUACCGGCUACCACUCGUCCGUGGUCAGCAGUGUCGCCAUGCUCUUCACGCCCCGCUGGGAUGAUUUGUACUUGGCCUGCUCCGGCUGCAACGCUGGGUCCGGCACCACGGUUGUGCCCGGGCAGCUGGCCCUCAACAAGGUCCUGGUCAACAACGAUGGCACCAUCGGCUGCUUCAACGCCAAUGGAUCUACCCAGCGGGCACAGCCCACGGUUGAGCGCGCCCUUGUCCCUCGGACUGCCUUUGCAACGCCCACUGGGGCCUCGGAUAGACCAAACGGGAUGGUCACGCCCCGAUGGUAGGCCUCCUAGGUGGCAGAGAACAGGAAGGCUGCCCAGCAGCUGAUCAGACCCGUGUGUUUCCGUUUGAGAACUCGAGACAGCUGCAUCAACCAAUGAAACUUCAUAGAUGACCAAUGGGUUCUUAACCGUGCAUACUCUCUUCAGCACAGAACGAACAGGGACAGUAGGCGUGUGGUAUGCGACAGAGAAAGAGAGUGACAAUACUGAAGAUGGUACUUGCCGUUGCGUCUCACAGAAAUCAGGUCGGUUGAUAACUUUGCCGUGGCAUUGGUUGGAAUGGUCUUCUAACAUUGUACAUUGGAGACAUGACGUUGAACGUGGUGUGGUUCCUACAUGGUCCGGCCGUCUAGAUUUCCAGACUACCAA